CAGAAAUGUAGUCCUCCUAAAGAACUACAGUACGUAUUCUUCUCUUUUCGUGUCAACAACCAGAAGUGGUCUAACAACUAUAGUCUACAAUCAAGUAAUAACGAGGAGAUAUUUGGCCAGUGUUUGUGUUGGUCUGAGGUGGUGAUCAGCGUCAUGGAGAUGGUUAUGAACAUCCUGAUGAUACCAGUACCAGGUGGAGUAUCUGUGCCCCUGUUCAUGAUCUUCCUGGCUCUGCUCUACUGGUAUGCUACAUUCCCCUAUUCAGCCCUGGCUCGAUGUGGAAUCAGGCACCCCAAACCGUCCCCGUUCUUUGGGAACAUGUUUCUAUUUCGUCAGGGACUACUUCACAGCCAGGCUAGCCAUCACAACAACACAAAACAUUAUCCCCUCAGAAGACAGGAGGCUGCAGCACAUGCGACAUGUGCCAAGAGUAAGGUGCAUCUAGUGCACAGACAGGGAGGCAGUAAGUAUACACACUGCAGUAGACAAAGGCUUAACAAAACCCAUAGUACACACACACACGCCAGGGUCAAACCAUUGGUCCGCAUGUGAAUACAAAUGCAUGACUGCAGGGAACCUCUUACAGGUUACUCUCUUAUAGGGAUGAACAUGCUGAAGUAGACAAGUGUUCUGUGUUUUGGAUUCUUUGAGAAAACGUCACUUAAAAUUGCAGCUCUUCUCCUGUAUGCUUUUAGUGCAAUACUGGCAGUCUGUUUUAUUCAAAUAUGCAAAUGAUGCCGAGACCACAUACUGAGAAAAAAUAAUAUUACGUGUUUGCCUUCUCUCUCUCCCUUAGUUCUGGUGCCGAUUUUAACAAAGCAUCCCCACAACACGUUUUCCAACAGUUCAACAUCCGACUGGUUGUGUCAUUUUAAUUCAUAAGAGAUAAGAGAGGGCUCCUACAGUGGGACAAACAAGCAUCUGUACCGGGCUCAUAUUCAGAAAGUGUAUUAGAGUGCUGAUCUAGGAUCAGGUUCCCUCUGUCUACACAAUCACAUUCAUUAUGAUCUAAAAGGGUACAAUUAUUAAGUGUGGUUGAAUUAAGUGUGCUCAGCUACGUUGCAGUAGGCCUACCAUGGAUUCAUUCCCCAGAUCGAUGUGAAAGGAACUGAAUGCUCUGAGUCUAAAAUCAUAGUGGCUGAUGUUUUGUAUUAUAGAGCUGUGAUGAGUUAAGCGCUCUCUCACACGCACGCACGCACGCACACACACACACACACACACACACACACCUGUUUGUUUUACUGUCCUUGUGGAAACCAAACAAUUGAUUCCCAUUCAAAAUCCUAUUUUCCCUAACCCCCUAAACCUAACCCUUAACCUUAAACCCAGACCUCUAACCCUAACACCUAAAUGUUUUUCCCUGUGAGGACUGGCGAAAUGUCCCCACAAGGAUAGUAAAACCCAAAACACACACAAGCACACACACACACAGGCCUUGAGACAGGAACUGUUUGAGCAGAUCAAUAGUGAAGAGCGAUGCACAGCAGAACUGAAACCGUCACUUCUCCUUCUUUCUGUCAGUCUGUCAAGCCUGUUGUUCUGUAGAAGAUUGCGAACAAGUCAACUGGAAGAAGAUGAAAAGCAGUUUUUCAGAUAAAACGACUCGUUUGUAUGGAGAAGCACGCAGUUCAAAAAGCGUGUGUUUUUAAGGAACCAUACUCACAUACCCUCUCUCUCACACACACACACACACACACACACACACACACACACACACACACACACACACUUUGCAUUUCCAGUAUCCUGUUGGUCAGGGAUCAUAGUUCAGGGUAAAGUUUUAGCAAUUUAUUAAGAUGUCAGUCAUGUGUCAAUGUUAGCAUCUGACACAGUAAUGUGAAGGAGUCUGUGGUUGUUAAGGCGUGUCAGACAAAUCAAUGCAGCUGUCGUCGUGUGCUGCUAGGGUGUUUCUUUGAAGUUUACACCAGUAGCUAAGACAACGGACAGUGCUUAUUUAGCAGAUGUCAAUCAGCUACCCACAGAGAAUCACAUCAUUUCAUUAUAGCAGAGAGAAUGGAUAAGAUGUCACCAAAGCCUCUCAUAUAAAAUGAUCAAUUAUAUAGAAUCUCAGUUGGUUCCUUUCUAAUCUUUCUUUUCAGGGCUUUUUCGGUGUUCACCUGGACCUGAUUCACAAGUAUGGGAGAGUAAUGUGGAUACUAUCUAGGCCGGAGGCCCGUGGUGGUAGCUGACCCUGACAUGCUCAGACAGAUCAUGGUAAAGGACUUCAGCACCUUCCCUAACAGAAUGAUUCUCCCUCCAUUUCAUUCGGUAGACGAUCCGAGCUGCCACUAAGCCCAUGAGUGACUGUCUGCUGAUGCUGAGGAACGAGCACUGGAAGAGAGUACGCAGCAUCCUCACCCCCUCCUUCAGCGCAACCAAGAUGAAAGAGAUGGGUCCUCUGAUCAACAUGACCACGGACACCCUGCUCACCAACCUGCUUGGACAUGUCCAGUCUGCAGAGAGCUUUGACAUUCACAGGUGUUUUGGCUGUUUCACCAUGGACGUGAUAGCUAGCGUGGCCUUUGGCAUCCAGGUGGACUCUCAGAAGGACCCAGAUGACCCAUUUGUUCACCCCGCCUGGAAGUUCUUCUCUUUCUCCUUCUUCAGACCCAUCAUGUUCGUCUUCUUUGCUUUCCCAUUCCUGGCUCCACUGGCCCGGGUCAUCCCCAACAAGAGGAGGGAUGAGAUGAACAACUUCUUCAUCAACUGUAUCCAGAAGAUCAUCAGACAGAGAGAUGAGCAGCCUGUUGAAGAGCGGCGGCGAGACUUCCUGCAGCUGAUGCUGGACACGCGCAGCACCAAGGAAUGUGUCUCUCUUGAACACUUUGAUGUGGUGAACCAUGCUGAUGAACUGGCCCACACACACCACUCCGGGGAACAAGGAAAUGGUGGCGCCGGCAGCCACGAGUCGCCCAACAGGCGCUCGGUCCAGACCCAGAAGAGGAUGAUGUCGGAGGAUGAGAUAGUGGGCCAGGCGUUUGUGUUCUUCCUGGCGGGUUACGAGACCAGUAGCAACACGCUGGCCUUCACCUGCUACCUCCUGGCUCUACACCCAGAGUGUCAGACUGCAGGCUGAGGUGGAUGACUUCUUCACCAGAUAUAUUAUACCAAUGUGCAGGAUCUGAAAUAUCUAGACAUGGUCAUAUCCGAGGCUCUGCGUCUCUAUCCUCCUGGUUUCAGGUUUACCCGGUGACGUAGACGAGGACUGCAUGGUCAAUGGACAGUUCCUACCGAAGGGAGCCACUCUGGAGAUCCCUGCAGGCUAUCUGCAUUAUGAUCCAGAGAACUGGCCCGAACCAGAGAAGUUCAUCCCUGACAGAUUCACAGCGGAGGCCAAGGCCAGCAGACACCCUUUUGUGUACCUGACGUUUGGGGCGGGGCCCCGAAGCUGUGUGGGCAUGAGGCUGGCCCAGCUGGAGAUCAAGAUGGCCCUGGUGCACGUCUUCAGGAAGUUCAACAUCGUGGCCAGCACAGACACUAAGGUGGGUUCGACCUGCGAUGGCCCUGGUGCACGUCUUCAGGAAGUUCAACAUCGUGGCCAGCACAGACACUAAGGUGGGUUCGACCUGCGAUGGCCCUGGUGCACGUCUUCAGGAAGUUCAACAUCGUGGCCAGCACAGACACUAAGGUUCCUCUGGUUGAAGUCUCACACCACGCUCGGUCCUAAGAAUGGCAUCUAUGUCAAAAUCACUAAAAGAGAGACAGAGAGAGAACCAGUGACUCCCCCUGCACAAAAAGAAUAGAAGCUCUGUUCUCCUUUAUCGGCUCUUAUGAAACUGAUACAUCAUCCAUCCAAUGACUGCUUAUGUGAAGUAGCGCUAACCUAGCCUGGUCCCAGAUCUCUUUUUGCUGUUUUGCUAACUUCUAUGGUCAUUCUCACCGGUUUGGUGCUAUCCCUUUAGAUACUAGGACUGGGCUAGCAUUAACCUCUUCUUUAACUAGAAAAUCUCAAUGCACGUGCCUAUCCCUGAGGGAAGUUGACAGAGGAGCAGCAGCAUUACUAUGGUAAAUGACCAUUAGCACAUGAAAAGUGAGGUUGGGCCAGGGGCGGCUCACCUUUUUAAUCAGGCAGUGUGCUGGACAGAGGUCAACACCUCAUCAAGGCCCCCGAGGCCCCUGCCAAUGGCACAUCGAUCGCCACGGUGAUUCUGCAGGACUAGCGAGAGAGAGAAAGAAGCAGGCUGGGGGAAAUCACAUUGCUCAUGUCUCCGCCCUAACAAUGGGAGUUUCGUUGUCCCGAAGGCGGGAAGGCAGACGACAAGCAUAAGUCCAAAAUAAGCCCAUAGAAACUGGCUUAUUUUGGCGAGAGUGAAACCUCUCGCUUCGCCUCUUCCUCUCUGGUUGGGGGGAGAGGUGCAUGGAAAAGACUAUGGAAAAGGCUGUUCUGAUUACAAUAGAACAACAACACACUUUGACCUCUGUAUGAAUUCAUAUUGGAGUAUUGAUGUUAACAUGCCCGUGAACUAUUAAAUCAUCACUGUAUGUCUAAUAAA
This is a messenger RNA of Oncorhynchus tshawytscha (Chinook salmon), 4493 nucleotides long. Its product is annotated as thromboxane-A synthase. The transcript has 14 exons. NCBI's taxonomy places the organism in Eukaryota, Metazoa, Chordata, Actinopteri, Salmoniformes, Salmonidae. The record is from RefSeq and is a predicted model, not a curated record. The coding region runs from base 2297 to 3076 and encodes 259 amino acids. Gene Ontology annotation, molecular function: steroid hydroxylase activity; oxidoreductase activity, acting on paired donors, with incorporation or reduction of molecular oxygen, reduced flavin or flavoprotein as one donor, and incorporation of one atom of oxygen; iron ion binding.